CGGGAAUACAAGUGAAGCAGAAUGGAUACGGAAGGGAGCCAAAGCAGCCUGUCCUCCACGGACAACUCCCCCCACGAUCCCUGCAAAAUGUUCAUCGGGGGUCUGAGUUGGCAGACGACACAAGAGGGCUUGAAGGAGUACUUCUGUAAAUUUGGCGAAGUCAAAGAGUGCAUGGUGAUGCGGGAUCCCGUUACCAAGCGGUCGAGGGGCUUCGGGUUCGUCACAUACGCAGACCAAGCUGGCGUCGACAAAGUUUUGGCGCAAAAUAGACACGAACUGGACUCCAAAACGAUUGACCCAAAGGUGGCGUUCCCCCGUCGUGCCCAGCCCAAGUUGGUGACCAGGACAAAGAAGAUCUUUGUCGGAGGACUGUCAGUUAAUACCACCAUCGAAGAUGUGAAGCAGUACUUUGACCAGUUUGGAAAGGUUGAUGAUGCCAUGCUCAUGUUUGACAAAACGACCAACAGACACAGAGGCUUUGGCUUUGUUACCUUUGAGAAUGAAGAUGUCGUGGAGAAAGUGUGCGAAAUUCACUUCCAUGACAUCAACAACAAAAUGGUUGAAUGUAAGAAAGCCCAACCUAAGGAAGUGAUGUCACCAACGGGUUCAGCCAGAGGCCGUUCCAGGGUGAUGCCCUAUGGCAUGGAUGCCUUUAUGCUGGGAAUCGGCAUGCUAGGGUAUCCAGGUUUCCAGACUACUACCUACACCAGUCGCAGUUACUCUGGCAUUGCUCCUGGCUAUACUUAUCAGUUCCCUGAGUUCCAUUUAGAGAGGACCCCCCUCCUGACUUCAUCCCACCCCCCUGAGCUGGCAGCCAUUCCUUUGACAGCAUAUGGACCAAUGGCAGCAGCAGCAGCAGCCGCAGUAGUUAGAGGGACAGGAUCAAAGCCCGGUGUUCUCGAACCCAUACCUUGCUUUACUUCACAUCCUUCAGGCUCCACCCCUUCUCGUACAGCAGGCUUUCUGGGCACCAGCAGCCCCGGCCCAUUGACUGAGCUGUAUGCUGCAGCCAAUCAGGACUCAGGAGUCAGUAGCUACAUCAGUGCUGCCAGUCCCGCCCCCAGCACAGGAUUUGGCCAUGGUCUAGGGGGCCCUCUGAUUGCUACUGCUUUCACUAACGGCUACCACUGAGACGGCUCAGGUAACUGAACAUGGGAGGAGUUCUCCUUUUGCUAAUCAGCCAAUCAAACUGCUGGGUGCCUGCCGACGGCACAAUUUGAUUGGUGACCAUAGGCUCUGCCAGGAUACUGACUCCCUGCGACUCCACUCACCGACUGAAGAUCUUUUUAAAAACGUGAUCUGUUUUGCUGUACUAAUUUCACUUCGACAUUAUUUCCCCUUGUCUUUCCUGUUCUUUUCCCCCACCGUUAGACUGAUAACUAGAUUCCCGCUAUCCCCCCCCCCCACAUUUGCUGCAGCUUGGAAGAAAGAAAACUGCAAAAAUCUCUGAGGAAAUUUGUUGCGCUCAUGACGAGCACACAGAGAACUCUCCUUUUACUUACUAUUUUUAGUUUUCUAUUUUAUUAUUUUAUUUCAUUUCGAUGUUGUUUCGUUAUGAAAUCCUUUGAAUCUGUUACCGAGGCGAGUAGAGGGAAUUGAAAUGAUGCGUGAGGUUGGGUCAUCUUUGUGUAGAAGGAACCUAACCCUUUUUUUUUUUAUCAGAGGAAGAACAAGUUCAACGGGCAAAUUCUUUUCUUAACUCAAGUUUCACAAGAAACCUGAAAAAAAAAACAAACAAACAACUAAAAUGUAUAUUUUGGUAGUCUUUAAAAGCAAACCUUUGUAAUAUUGUUAUUAAUAUUGACAGUAAUGAUGAUGAUAAUCUGUAAGGUAUUUUAUUCUGUAAUUGGUUUCAAAGCAAUGUUUUUAUGUCUUCCUGUAAGAUAUUGUACAUAGACUUUUGGAUGGGGGGGUACUGAACCAGUUGAUUUGUCAUUGGUUGGUCUGGAAAGGGUUAAAAGUACUGGCAGCAAUUUAACUGGACAUUAUCAGUCAAUAAGUUUGGUCAUCUCACUAUUUGUGUACAUAUGGUAUAUGUAUACACACUAUAGAACAGUCUCCAUCUGCAAGUGGCCAACCUCGGCACUGAACAAAAUUCAUCAGGCAUAUAUCUAGUCGCCAAAACUACAAUGUCAGUCUUCUCACAAAUUUAUCACUUGUCAUUAUCCUGUCUCGGGAAAAAAAAAAAAAAAAAACAAAAAUACAAAAAAAACUUGUACGACUUUGUUAACUUUCUGAUCAUAUUGAUGUCAUGACGAUCCAUACUUCUUUACGCAUUGCUGAAGCACAGUGAGCAAUUAAAUACCGAAGUCACAUCACAAACUGUUUUCAACUUUCGACUUACAUAUAUAUAUAUAUACCAUCCCAUCCUGUUGACUUAAAAAAAAAAGAAAAGAAAAAAAGGCAAGACGAAAGGAGUUUCGAGAGAGACGAAAGGAGGGGUUUAUGGGAUCUGGGGUUGACCUGGAGUACUGCUCUUUGGAAUGGAUUAUAUAUAUAAAUAUAUUUUUGGGCAAUUUCUUUCAGUUUUUUUUUGUGUUUUGUUUUAUUUUUCUUGUUUUUCUUGUCAUUCUCUUAUGCUGUGUCAACAGCCGUGAAAACAAAUGAAGGACAUUCUCGGAGGAGCAUUUUCUAAAAAAAAAAAAAUCAUCACGGCCUUGUUUUGUCCUUUUAUUGCUAUUGAAGGUGCAUGAGCUUCCGUCUGAGCGUGUGUUGUGUGAAUGUUUGUGCGCAUACAUCAAGAUGUAAUAUGGAACUACUUAUGGAAACGAAGGAGCAUUUCGAUUGCUGUUUUUUUUUUUCUUCCUUUUUUCCUUUUUCUUUUUUGGUACUGAAAAAGGCUGCCUGGUUCCGUUUUGGUCUUUGACCCCUUUUUCUCUGCCCUUGCUCCAUUUUGCAUUGAGUGGUUAUGUACUAUAUGGUAUGAGCGACGUUUGGGGUCCCUCUGGAGGUCACACUCAUCUGUUUGAUCACACCUUCACAGAGGGGUCGGGGGGGGAGGGAACCAAGAAUGGAACUGGGUCUCCUCCGAGUCAGUUCUGUAGAGAGGUCCUCAGUGUUGAUAACACUGCCUGGCAGGGUGAAGGAAAUGCUGGAAUAAAAAAAAAAAAUCAAAUAUUUGAAGCAAACUACAAUAUAGAUACAGGUUGCUUGUUUGUGUAACCCUGGUGCUGCAGCCUGUCAGGUCCUCUGCACGACUUGAUGCAGAUACAGGCGCAGGCGUAGGUUUUGACUGAACCAGGCAGAUUUUGACAUGACUUCCCGGCCUGGGCCACAAGUACCUCUCUCAGACUGUCUGGGACACCCACACUGUAACUACUGCUGGACACCAACACUGUAACUUUUUAACUUUCAAUAAAGCAAUAAGUUAUUUUUUACCUUACAAAUAAUAAUAAUAAUACUAUUGUUGCUGAUAAGAGAAAACAUGUUGAUAAUUCUGCGGCAUUAAGACUUAUUUUCAGAAAAAAAAAGAAACUAUAUUUUUCUGUUUUCAGAUCUUGUUCCCCUUGUACAGUGAUUUUAGUGAACCUUUUUUUUUCCGUUUGUGUUGAUGUCAGGAAAAGGGCCAAUGCUUUGAACGGAGCUUGAAGCUCCGACUACGAGGUCUUGAACAGUCAAACUAAACUCUCAUUUGGGUAGUUUCCUACCAAGCUUUAUCACAAUGAUUUUUUUUUUCUCUGGAAAUUCCAAUUUUUAAAUUCCUAAUAAAUUAUUCUAAAGCCUUAGAA
Lampris incognitus (smalleye Pacific opah) is the source of this 3728-nucleotide messenger RNA. RefSeq names its product RNA-binding protein Musashi homolog 1-like. Gene Ontology annotation, cellular component: cytoplasm. Bases 22 to 1131 code for a protein of 369 amino acids. Gene Ontology annotation, molecular function: RNA binding. The record is from RefSeq and is a predicted model, not a curated record. The transcript is spliced from 15 exons. Lineage: Eukaryota; Metazoa; Chordata; Actinopteri; Lampriformes; Lampridae.